AUGGGUGCCACCGCCAGCCAUCCGUCGCCGAGGGACGAAAUGCCGCUCCACGUGAGGAUCUCCGACUACUCCAACUUGGUGCGGGUGCCUCUGCUUCACCGGGAGACUGUCCGCACAUUCUCCUUCGGUGGCAUCUUGUGGAUAAUCACAGUGGAACCGAAGCAAUUUAACGAGGGUCUAGCAGAUCGCAUCCAUGUCUGGGUCGACCUCCACUCCCGGUUCAGGUACAAACCAGACUUGGUGCUCCAAGGUAUUGACAUCUCCAUGGAAGUCCUGGACGUGACCGGCGAGAACACCGUCUUCCACGAGGAGACCAAUGGGAUGCUGGAAUCCGAUAGGGUCUUGAUUAUGGUCCUGUACAGGAGGGAGCUGGAGGCAUCGUCCUGUGUCCGCGACGACACCUUCACCCUCAGGUGCACUCUGACGAAGCAGCAGGCAACUUGGUGGCGCCUCUUCUCCAAACCUAACGAGCCCGCGUCCUUGGAGCCGCAGGUCGCCAUGGCCGGAUCCAACAUGCUCACCAUCGGCAGCUUCUACAAGCUCAAGGCCACGCUCCGGGGCGGGGAGUGCACCUACUCCACGCACUUCGCCGUGGGAGGGUGCAGAUGGUACUUCCAAUUCAGCCCCACUGGGGUAAUUAGCCUCGUCCGCGCGAGUAAGGGCACGGCGCCGACAACAGCGGAGUUCAGUUUUGAGCUCGAGGGGGUGGUCAAUUUGGAGUCUGAAAAGAUGACUCACACGUUCAACCAUGCCAACUCUAGAUACUUUUAUAGAUGCAGGCUGGAGCCAAGCACGUCGGCCAUGGAUGACCACCUCAUUGUUCGGUGCCGCCUCACCAUUAUAAUGGUGGAGAGGCUAAGCUUACCCCAUGCCACUAUUGCGGUUGAGAAGAUUCCACGAAAAAUAAUGGUGGAGAAGCCGAGCUUGCCCGUGGACAAGAUUCCUCAAAAAAUAACGGUGGAGAAGCCGAGCUUGCCCCCUGCCGCGAUUCGGAUCACCGCCACCCCGCACACCGAAUCAGUACAAACUCCUCUAUUGAGCGCCAUGUAUGACUGA
Triticum turgidum subsp. durum (durum wheat) is the source of this 1056-nucleotide messenger RNA. Lineage: Eukaryota; Viridiplantae; Streptophyta; Magnoliopsida; Poales; Poaceae. The record is from the annotation of a GenBank genome assembly.